Messenger RNA from Asparagus officinalis (garden asparagus), 6254 nucleotides. Its product is annotated as 1-phosphatidylinositol-3-phosphate 5-kinase FAB1B-like. Gene Ontology annotation, cellular component: endosome membrane. Gene Ontology annotation, biological process: phosphatidylinositol phosphate biosynthetic process. The record is from RefSeq and is a predicted model, not a curated record. Bases 723 to 5981 code for a protein of 1752 amino acids. The transcript is spliced from 12 exons. NCBI's taxonomy places the organism in Eukaryota, Viridiplantae, Streptophyta, Magnoliopsida, Asparagales, Asparagaceae. Gene Ontology annotation, molecular function: metal ion binding; 1-phosphatidylinositol-3-phosphate 5-kinase activity; ATP binding.
UUCACAUGUACUGAUAACAAACAAUUUACGAAAUUGCAACACGCGCUCACUUUCUUCUCCUCCACAUGAAAUCGGAGAUCACUACUCAAAGGGAAGAGCUCACCAGGCGGUGGGUUGAUCUCUUUGCCUCUUCUGUGUACCAGCCUUUGGAUUGAGUCGAAAUUAGGCGUUUUGGUUUUUGGAAACUGUGCCCUAAUUCCUUUCUGGGUUCUAUUACUGAGGUCUGGAUAUUAAGUGGGUAACUGUCAGUUUUCCUUGUAGUGGGCUUGAUAACCGUAGUCAUUUGAAUUGGGAGUUUCAUUUUGUAGUUCUUAAGAAAAUUUGAGGUUCAAUUUGAUCUAGAUAACUGUCUUCAAGGGGAAUUUGAUAUGAUUUGGGCUCGGUAUUGGUAGCUUUGAAUAGGAUUAUGGGUGCGUUUGAUGCGCACUGUUCGACUCCCCGUGGUGUUAUUGAUGAGAGAUGGGGCUGGGUUUUCAUGGAAGUUACAUAUGUAUUCAACAAGGUCAUCUAGAGGAGUGAUUAGGUUUCGUCGAUUUAGUUGAGUGGUUUAUCAGGUGCAAGUUGUCAUUUCGAUUGAAAAGGGGAUAUUUUGGUGUGAAGAAUAUAGUAGGUUAUAUAUUUUGGUAAGGGAAACUUAGGGAAGUCGACAAGGUUCGAUUUUUGUUGGGUUACAAAUCAGAUGACUGAUUCAGUAUGAUUGGGGUUAUGAGAGCCUUUUGUCGAUGGAACCACCUGACAAGAGGUUCUCAGAGUUCGUUGGCGUAGUGAAAUCUUGGAUUCCUCGGAGGUCUGAACCGUCAAAUGUGUCAAGAGACUUUUGGAUGCCAGAUCAAAGCUGCAGGGUUUGUUAUGAAUGUGAUUCACAGUUCACAGUCUUCAACCGUAGGCACCACUGUCGCCUUUGUGGUCGUGUGUUUUGUGCCAAGUGUACUUCAAACUCUGUUCCGGUUUCGUCUAAUCAUGCAACAACGAGUUUGGGAGAAAUUGGGGAGAGGAUUCGUGUUUGCAACUAUUGCUUUAAGCAAUGGGAGCAAGAGUUAGCAGCUGAUGAUAGUGGUAACCAGAUGUCCAGUCCAGUACUUUGCUCUUCUCCUUCAACAGCAAGUUUGGCUAGUACCAAGUCUACUUGUACCAUUAAUAGCAGUACGAUGACUGCUGGGUCUAUGUCGCACUCUACUGGAGCAGGUCCAUACGCCAUUUAUGAUUCUGGUCCAGUUGGCAGUCAGCCAAUAGAAAUGGAGAGUGGCACUGAUAAACAAGACAGGCUGCCUAAAGUAGAUUCAGUUGUGGAUUUGGGAGAUCCUUCUCCUAAUCAAUACGGAUUUUGCAUGAACAGAAGUGAUGACGAUGAUGACGAAUUUGGCGCUUCUCAUUUUGGUUUGGAAACACAACGUUUCCAGGCUUCUAAUGAUUAUUAUGGCCCCAUUGGCUUUGAUGACUUUGACCAGGGUUACCAAUCUGAUAAAGUUUAUCCUUCAGAAGAAAAUGCAGAUGAUAAAAAGAUACAUUGUUCUGUCCCAAACAAUGCAGAAUUCCCUACUUCUUUUGAUGAGGACAAGAUACGAGCAAGGGCAGGACAUGAUAAUAGUUAUGAGGGUGGUCCUUCUUCCACCAUUUAUGGUAUGGAGGGUUUGGAUAUAGAGCCUGUAGAUUUUGAAAAUAGCAAACAACUUUGGCAUCCUCCUGAGCCUGAAGAUGAAGAAGAUGAGAGAGAACCUACUCUUUUUGACGAUGAGGAUGAUGAAGAUGCUACAGGGGAGUGGGGAUAUCUGCGCUCAUCAAAUAGCUUUGGCAGUGGUGAGUACAGAGCGAGAGAUCGUUCCGGUGAAGAGCAUAAGAAAGCCAUGAAAAAUGUUGUUGAUGGGCAUUUCAGGGCUUUGAUAGCUCAGCUUCUUCAGGUUGAAAAUUUAUCUGCAGGUGAUGAAAAUAAUAAAGAAAGUUGGCUGGAGAUCAUUACAUCUUUGUCAUGGGAAGCAGCAACUCUUCUUAAACCAGACACUAGUAAAGGUGGAGGAAUGGAUCCUGGUGGGUAUGUGAAGGUUAAAUGCUUAGCUUCUGGCCGACGUUGUGAAAGCAUGGUAGUUAAAGGAGUUGUUUGUAAGAAGAAUAUUGCUCAUCGCCGUAUGUCAUCAAAAAUUGAAAAACCUCGUUUCCUAAUCCUGGGCGGUGCUCUUGAAUAUCAACGAGUAACAAAUAUGCUGUCAAGUGUUGAUACUUUGUUGCAGCAGGAAAUGGAUCAUUUGAAGAUGGCGGUUGCAAAAAUAGAUGCUCACCACCCCAAUGUACUGUUAGUUGAGAAGUCAGUAUCCCGUUUUGCACAAGAUUAUCUCCUUGCCAAAAACAUUUCACUUGUUUUGAAUAUUAAAAGGCCACUUUUAGAGCGUAUAGCCCGCUGCACUGGUGCUCAAAUAGUUCCUUCAAUUGAUCACCUUUCAUCUCAAAAGCUGGGGUAUUGUGAUUUGUUUCAUGUGGAGAAGUAUUUUGAAGAGCAUGGGAGUGCUGGUCAGGGCGUAAAGAAGCUGAUGAAGACAUUAAUGUUUUUUGAAGGGUGCCCAAAGCCAUUGGGUUAUACUAUUCUGCUCAAGGGGGCUAGCGGCGAUGAGCUCAAGAAAGUCAAACAUGUUGUUCAAUAUGGAGUCUUUGCAGCAUAUCACUUGGCUCUGGAAACUUCUUUCCUUGCAGACGAAGGUGCCUCUCUACCUGAACUUCCAUUGAAGUCCCCAAUAGCUGUCGCAUUGCCAGAUAAACCAUCCCAAAUUAGUAGAUCCAUCUCCACAUUUUCUGGUUUCUCAACCCCAGCUUCCAGCAAUCCCCAAAUCACAAGUAAUGUGCUAGGACCUGAUGAAUCUGAUUCCACGCCAUUGGAGCAGGACAGACAAGCUGACCCUGAGCACCAGAAUUUGGCAACUGUAAUAAGUUCACCUGAGCACUCUUCUACUGGUGCUGAGGGAGAUGAAAAGAACACGGGUGCUGUAGAACAUGUUGAGCCUGAAUCUGUCAGGUAUAAUGUCCAGACAUUUGAACAAAAUUCUGGGUCAGAGGGAGGAGAUAAAUGGAUGGUUAAUGAUACACUUCCAGAGAACAAGCAGAUUGCUGGGGAACAACCUUGUUCUUCCGAUGCGGAGAUAAGACAUCAAGAAAACAGCCAAAAAGACGAUCAUGAAUUAUCAAAGGAAGAAUUUUCCUCUUCUGAUCAUCAAAGCAUUUUGGUAUCCUUAUCUUCAAGAUGUAUCUGGAAAGGGACUGUUUGUGAGCGUGCACAUCUGUUUCGCAUCAAAUACUAUGGCAAUUUUGACAAACCACUUGGAAGAUUUUUACGUGACAAUUUAUUCGAUGAGAGUUACCGGUGUCGUUCAUGUGAGUGUCCGCCAGAAGCUCAUGUUCACUGUUACACUCAUCAUCAAGGAAGUUUAACGAUAUCUGUAAGAAAGCAAGAUUUCACUUUGCCUGGAGAACGAGAUGGCAAGAUCUGGAUGUGGCAUAGGUGCUUAAGGUGCCCUCGGAUUAAUGGCUUUCCGCCCGCAACUCGAAGAGUUGUAAUGUCUGAUGCUGCAUGGGGUUUAUCCUUUGGGAAGUUUUUGGAACUUAGCUUUUCAAAUAAUGCUGCUGCUAGUCGAGUAGCUAGCUGUGGUCAUUCCCUUCACAGAGAUUGCCUUCGAUUCUAUGGGUUUGGAAAAACAGUUGCUUGUUUCCGAUAUGCACCAGUCAACGUUCACUCUGUUUAUCUUCCUCCUUCAAAACUUGAUUUUAACUACCAACAUCAGGAGUGGAUCCAAAAAGAAGCUGAUGAGGUUGCUAAGGAUGCUGAGCUUUUAUUUAAAGAGGUGCUCAACAAACUGCGUCAAAUUGCAGCGAGUGGAUUUAACACUGGUUCUUGUGAUGAAAAUGUGAAGGUUCUGGAAUCAAGAUCCGUCUUUGCUGAACUUGAAGGGAUACUGCAGAAUGAGAAGGCAGAGUUUGAGGAUUCCCUGCAGAAAGUAGCUAAUAAAGAAGCAAAGAAGGGACAGCCUCGUAUUGAUAUUCUUGAGAUCAAUAAGUUACGUAGACAGUUACUAUUCCAAUCAUAUUUUUGGGAUCAACGCUUGGUAUGUGCUGCUAAUGUUGGUCAUCAUCGAGAAGUUAUUGGUGGCAUUAGCACCAGAUCCAAAGAGAAGCUUGGCUCUAUGGAUAAGCUAUCUGAUUCGACUUUAAUUUCUCCUAAGCCACUGAAAGGCUUUCAUAGUUUAGAUGCCUUACCUUCUUAUUCAACAAACAAGGAUCCGUUGAAAAUGCCUCUGAGCGACAAUCAGGAAAGUGAGCAUCAUGACCAGACUCUGAUGGCUCAGGAGAAAAGAGAUGUCGAAAAUGAUCCUUUAUAUAGAAAACAUAGCAAAGCAUCUAGCAUAAGUGCAAUUGACCAAUUGGAUUCAGUUGAAUCUGGGUUGCCGCCUGUUCGUAGAAUUCACUCUGAUGUACAGUUCCCAGCUAUGGAAGAUUUAUCUGACACCCUGGAUGCUAAGUGGAGAGGUGAAAAUGGCCCUAAUGUUGUUGAAUCCAGCACCUCGAACUCAUUGUCUGCCACAGAAGCCACAUCUCUUUCAAUAGAUUGUGAAGAAAAGAGGGGAACUGAUGUUUCCAGAUCAUUGUCUUCAAUACAGCAUACAAGUAUUGAGGAUGGUGCAGUGAGUUUCCCUAGCUUGAUUGGGACACCAUUUUCAAACUUCUAUCGUUCCAUCAACAAGGAGGAGAAUGCUUCAAAACUUGAUGCUCUCAAUGAGUAUAGUCCUGUUUAUAUCUCUUUGUUCAGGGAGUUAGAGCGCCAAGGUGGAGCAAGAUUGUUGCUGCCUAUUGGAAUUAAUGACAUCGUCAUUCCGGUUUAUGAUGAUGAACCAACCAGUGCUAUUUGUUAUGCGCUUGUGUCACCUGAUUACAAUUCUCAGAUGUCAGAGGAGCGGGAGAAAGUGAAAGAUAUCAGUGAUUCUUCAUUUACAUUGACGAUAUAUGAUUCAGGGAAUUUUCACCCGUUUCAAUCUGUUGAUGACAUGUCCUUGAUUUCGGAUCCACUUACAUAUACUAAAGCUCUUCAUGCUAGAGUUUCAUUUUCUGGUGAUGGGCCUCUUGGUAAAGUAAAAUAUACGGUUACCUGUUAUUAUGCGAAGCGCUUUGAUGCACUCCGGAGAUCUUGCUGUUCAUCUGAGGUUGAUUUUAUACGAUCUCUCAGUCGCUGUAAGAAAUGGGGAGCACAGGGAGGCAAGAGCAAUGUAUUUUUUGCAAAAUCAUUGGAUGACAGGUUUAUCAUUAAACAGGUGACAAAAACAGAGCUGGAAUCUUUUAUUAAAUUUGCUCCAGAAUACUUCAAAUAUCUUUCAGAAUCUAUAAGAACGGGGAGCCCCACGUGUCUGGCAAAAAUUUUGGGAAUAUAUCAGAUUACUAAGAGCAUGAAGGGAGGAAAGGAAUCAAGAAUUGAUGUUCUGGUGAUGGAGAAUCUUUUGUUUGGACGGACUGUGACUAGGCUUUAUGACCUUAAGGGAUCUGCAAGGUCACGGUACAAUGCAGAUUCAAGUGGUAAGAACAAAGUACUACUUGAUCAAAACCUGAUCGAGUCCAUGCCAACUUCUCCAAUCUUUGUUGGAAACAAAGCUAAGCGGCUUUUGGAGAGAGCUGUUUGGAAUGAUACUGCUUUUCUUGCGUCCGUAGAUGUGAUGGAUUACUCUCUACUAGCUGGGGUCGAUGAGGAAAAACAUGAGCUAGUACUUGGGAUCAUUGAUUUUAUGAGACAGUAUACAUGGGACAAGCACCUAGAGACAUGGGUAAAGGCUUCAGGUAUUUUGGGCGGCCCAAAAAAUGAACCUCCGACUGUAAUAUCACCAAAACAAUACAAGAAGCGCUUUAGGAAAGCAAUGUCUGCAUAUUUUCUUGUUGUUCCGGAUCAGUGGUCAUCUUCUACUAUUAUCCCCAGCCCAUCACAAUCUGAAAUUGUUGAUGAUGCUCAAAAUCCAUAACUCUGUAUAUUUUCUCAGUUGUAAGUCUGAAAUCCUCCACAUUUUGUAUUUUGUUUCUCUUAAAAAUUUUUUACUUAUUUUUUAAACAACAGUUUCUUGAUGUCAGCUUCAUUUCUAUCAUGGCAUUAGACAAGGCUGGGCAUGAUAUUUUCAAAUAGGCCGUAAUGUUAGAUGUACUCGCUGACCCAUCCAAAUAAGUUCAUGUCUGUAACUGUAUGACGUGUAUAUAAAUCGAUAUCCUUGUUUUCAAAUGUUCAGUAUAUUUAUUCUCAA